This is a messenger RNA of Balaenoptera acutorostrata (minke whale), 521 nucleotides long. It is a transcript of the gene CST6, whose product is annotated as cystatin E/M. Gene Ontology annotation, cellular component: extracellular exosome. The transcript has 3 exons. Gene Ontology annotation, molecular function: cysteine-type endopeptidase inhibitor activity. The record is from RefSeq and is a predicted model, not a curated record. The coding region runs from base 1 to 462 and encodes 153 amino acids. Lineage: Eukaryota; Metazoa; Chordata; Mammalia; Artiodactyla; Balaenopteridae.
AUGCCGGCAACCAUGGCGCGUCAGAGUCUCCUGCUGCCGCUGGUCCUGGCCCUGCUCGCGCUCUACCUCCUGGCGCUGCCCCGCGACGCCCGGGCCCGGCCGGGGGAUCGCAAGGUCGGAGAGCGGCAGGACCUGUCGCCCAACGACCCGCAGGUGCGGAAGGCGACGCAGGCAGCCAUGGCCACCUACAACAUGGGCAGCAACAGCAUCUACUACUUCCGCGACACCACCAUCCUCCGGGCGCAGAGCCAGCUGGUGGCGGGCAUCAAGUACUACCUGACGGUGGAGAUGGGGAGCACGGCCUGCCGGAAGAAUGCCGUGGCUGGAGACCACAUAGACCUCACCACCUGCCCCCUGGCCGGAGGGGUGCAGCAGGAGAAGCUGAGCUGUGACUUUGAGAUCCUUAUGGUUCCCUGGCAGAACUCCUCCCAACUCCUAAAGCACGACUGUGUGACCCUGUAGUAGACCCCUGUGGGCUUGGGGGAGGGAGGGAGCGGGCGGGUCUGGGCAGGAGUGGGCAC